Messenger RNA from Pteronotus mesoamericanus, 4180 nucleotides. RefSeq names its product transcription factor A, mitochondrial (gene TFAM). The transcript has 7 exons. Gene Ontology annotation, molecular function: transcription cis-regulatory region binding; DNA binding, bending. The coding region runs from base 124 to 864 and encodes 246 amino acids. Gene Ontology annotation, biological process: regulation of transcription by RNA polymerase II; transcription initiation at mitochondrial promoter. NCBI's taxonomy places the organism in Eukaryota, Metazoa, Chordata, Mammalia, Chiroptera, Mormoopidae. The record is from RefSeq and is a predicted model, not a curated record.
GGAUGUGAUUGCACGCUCUGGAGGGUUGAACACGGGUUCAGGUUGUCUUUGUUGGGAUUGUCCUAUUGUGCCUGGGUGCUCUUCGAGAUUGCGGCUUGGUCACUGCCUGGUCGGGCGGGUGCAAUGCCGCUUCUUCGGGGAGUGUGGGGCGUGCUGAGUGCCCUGGGAAAGUCCGGAGUGGAUCUCUGCGCGGACUGUGGGAGCCGACUGCGCUCUCCCUUCAGUAGUUUUGUGUAUAUACCGAGAUGGUUUUCAUCCACCUUGAGAAGUUAUCCAAAGAAGCCUAUGACUUCAUAUGUUCGAUUUUCUAAAGAACAGCUACCCAUAUUUAAAGCUCAGAAUCCAGGUGCGAGAAAUUCAGAACUGAUUAAAAAAAUCGCAGAGCUAUGGAGGGAACUUCCUGAUUCAGAGAAAAAAGUAUAUGAAGAUGCUUACAAGGCAGACUGGCAGGCAUAUAAACAAGAGCUGAUCAGAAUUGAAGAAGAGCUAACUCCAAGUCAGAGGGUAGCUUUAGAAAAAGAAAUGAUGCAAAAACGUUUAAAAAAGAAAUCGAUAAUAAAAAAGAGAGAGUUAACACUGCUUGGAAAACCGAAAAGACCUCGUUCAGCUUAUAACAUUUUUAUAUCUGAACGCUUCCAAGAAGCUAAAGAUGGUACCUCACAGUUAAAGCUGAAGGCUGUAAAUGAAAGCUGGAAAAAUCUUUCUAGUUCUCAAAAGCAAGUAUAUAUUCAACUUGCUGAAGAUGAUAAAGUUCGUUAUUUUAAUGAAAUCAAGUCUUGGGAAGCACAGAUGGUUGAAGUUGGACGUGAUGAUCUUCUUCGUCGCAAAGUGAAACCCCAAGCAAAAAGCACUGAGAAGCAUUAAAUAGAAGAUUGAGUUAUGAUCAUAAGGGAUAGACACAAGAAACCAAUUAGGUCUCAAUAUCUGAAAUUCUUAUAAAAUUAGAAGGGUAAAGUUGGUAAACAUUUUAUACUUAAUUCCUUUUUCUUUACACCAUGGACUUCUGCCAGUUCAAUACAUUUUGUAUUGGUGUCUUGCUUUGGAAAACUCAUACAAAAGUUCAUGCGAAAUUUAUUUUGUGUUUGGAAACUACAGAGGAUCAAAAUAAUCCAUGAAAUGUAUCAGUAACCAUUUUACCUUUGAUAAAGGUGAAUCAGACUGUGAAGGUUUUUUAUAAUACUUGACUGUGGAAAGGGUAUUCUUGUUUCCUUACAUUAUGGAGGCAGGGGUUUCCUAUUCAGAAGUGUCCCAAACUGUAGAACUGUAGUGUUCUAUGAUUAAUUGUGCAUUUUUUAAAGAGCACGCCCAACUCAUUUAGGUAAAUUCCAAUCUGUAGAUAUAAUUUAUAUUCAGGGCUGACCGUUGUAUAGGCAAGGGCUUGCUGGUUUCAGUUGCAACUUUUUGUACAAGAGAUGGAGAGAUUUGUAAACCUUUUCCUCAUUGUCUUUUCCGAAAGUAAAAAUUAAGACAUUAUGUACUAAAUCUAUGCAUAUUGUUUUAUAUUGCAUAGAAUUUUAAUUUUUGUGUUUCCUAAUUACAGAUUUAAGGUGAAACAUUUGUUUUACAGCUUUUUCUUUUUAAGUAGGGAUAUGCAUUCUGAAUUAUUUUUUUCUCAAGUGAGAGUAUUUAUCCAGAGAGUAGAGAAUUUGUCUGGUAAGUUUUAAAAUGAGAGAUCCCCAAACAGAAGUCUCCAAAGUCUCUAGACCUGGAACCUAUAAUUUUAAAACAUUUUCUAUAACAUAAAAGACAUAUAAGUGACUGCCAGCUCUGGCCUGUGGGCCCAAUUCACCCCACUGUGUGUUUUUCAUGGUCUAUGAGCUAAGAAUUUUGUUUACAAUUUUGAAUGGUUAAAAAAUAUUUCAGGACACAUGAAAAUUAAUAUGAAAGUCAGUGUCUAUAGAUAAAGUCCUGCUGGAAUACAGCCAUACUCAUUCAUUUAUGUUUUCUUUAUGGCUGCUUUUGUGCACCAAUGACAGAGUUGAGUAGUUGCUUCAGAGACUAUGUAGUCUGCAAAACCUAACAUAUAUACUGUCUGACCCUUUACAGAAACAAUUUGCUAGCCCAGCAUCUGCAGUUACAGUGUAGUGUGACAAGUGUUCCAGUUUAUUGAUAUGUUGGGAUAGGUUUUUUAAGUGACUCAGAGGUCCUUAUUUUAGAAUUUGUCAGCAUUGUCUUAGGAGGAAGAGGUCAAAUCACAAAAGCUAAACUGUUGUCCCACAGUAUUAGCAAGAAAAAUAAUCGUUUCAAAUUACAUUGCAUUAUAAUAAAAGUUCCAUCUAGCGUGGAAUGAGAUUCUCUUAAAUUAUUUGCUACACCUUGGUACAGUGAACCUUUAGAGUUUUCCAGUUAGCACAUAUCCAGAAAUCUUACCAUCUUUUAGCAUUUGUUUAUCCUCCUAAUAGAGUCAAGCAGUUUCCACAAUUCACAGUACCUUUUUGAUCAAAAUAAUUCAUCUUUCAUCAUCAGUUCAUAGGAAUAGGAUAACUCAAAAUUUAUGUGUACCUUAUAUUAUGCAAACUAGUUAGGAAUUCUCGAUUCUAGAUCUCCAGAAAAAUUUUGAAGAUUUUUGUUGUUUGUAGAUAGAAAAUAAGUAAAAAGUCAUGCCUUGUUCUAUACUGAACUUGACAAAGGUAUGGACUACAGACUGAAGAGAAAAAUAUAACUUAAUAGGAAGCUUAAGAUUAAAGUUGGGUGUUUUCAAACAAUUUUCUCCUGUGGCUAUGAACAGAGGACAACGUUGGCUAUUAGUUAAAUAGAUACCAUGAGGAGAGGGGUUGAGGAACAAGAGGUGUACUAGUAUCUGUGUUUCUUGGGCUUCUGAGAGAGAUUAAGCUCUAAUUCUGUGUGGCAUCUCUAAUGGUACUGAUUAUGUAUCAUACUUAGGAGAACAGAAAAUCUCAUUCAAGUCAUUUACUGUGUUCUGUGCAUCAGAUGAGCCCAGAGAGCUCUAGGAGUCAGUAUUUGUAAUGUUGGAGGAUAGGUGAGGUUGAGAAAUGAGUUAUGUAAACAUUUGGAAGACGUGUGUUGUAUAAAACAGAUCUUUGCAAUUAUCUUAUUCCAAGCUCUUCAGCAUUCAACUACAUAAACUAUUUCAUACAGAAUACAUUCAAAUCAUAUCUUCCUAAUUAUAUUAGGAAGUUCAGUGUCUAGUACUCAAGUAUUAAUACAGGAGGAAAAGAAGUAUGAAAUAGUGCCCUGACUGGAAAGGCCACUGGUUCGAUUCCUGGUCAGGGCACAUGCUCAGGUUGUGGGUUUGGGGCACAUACAGCAACAUAAUCAAUGUUUCUCACAUCGAUGUUUCCCUCCAUUUCUCCCUUCCCCUUCACUACCCAGAAAGUGUAAAACAGUGAAAAGAGCUAAAGUAAAAAAACAUUUUAUGGUAAUCGGUUUUUAUUUUUUUUUUUUUCUAAAAGAAUGUCAUUGUUAAUGCUUUGAAUAUUACAAUAAUCUCAUUCCAUGCCUUUCUUUAUAAACUUCAGUACAUGUUCAAGAUUGGUAGGCCAUGUACCGGAUGCCUUCUGGUUUAACAAUGUGAGCACAUUUUUUUUGUUGUUGUUGUUUUUAUUUAUUGAUUUUUGAGAAAGGAAGGGAGAGAGAAAAAAAUUGAUUUGGUCCACUUGUUUAUGCAUCCAUUCAUUGAUUCUUGUAUGUGUACUGACUGGGUAUUGAACCUGCAACCUUGGCAUAUCUGGACGAUGCUCUAACUGAGUUACCGAGGCAGGGCUAACCUCUGUUGUAAAGAAUAAGAACUUAUGUCAAUAACCAGUAGCCACUCAUAUAAAGCUUUUCUUUUAGACUAAGUUGACCUAACCAACUAAUUGCUAUAGGAAGAGUGCUAGGUGGAAAGAUGCUGAAGAAAUGAAAGCUUGCGCUGUUCUGAGCACAUGUUGUCCAGAGUCAUGAGGAGAUUUCUCUACUUUGUUUAUUGGUGUACCAGUUUUAGGUUUGAAAUACUUAGAUGACAGGAGAGGUUGUGCGGUAAUUCUACUUUCUGAUGUUUAUUUGAAGGAUGUUGUGUGAAGAUUUAGCCUGCUGUAAUCAUGUAAUUUUGCUAUUGCUUCUGGCUAACUCCUUUUUUGAAAAUGCCGUUUUUUAAAAACAAGGUGUAUAUUUUUAUAGAUUCUAUGAAUGUGUGUGUAUUUAAAUUUCUGAAUUAAAUUGAUUUAAAGUAACUACCAAA